GAAGGGAUCGCCUGUCACUUGUCCCCGUCAAUCCCCUCCAUCCAAACUGGCCCCCGUUUGCAAAAGGCUGUGCGCCGGUGUCUUCAGACCCGCUUUGACUCUCUGAACGCAAAGCUUCCCGCAGCAAAGGUCAUGGCAAACGAGCGUAGGCUUGUGUACGAAACGGAAACCCACUAUUAUUGCUGGGACAGGCAAGCUUGGAUUCCCUUCUGCCCAACUUUUGCUGACAGGGACCCCCGCGGGAACUUGAACAGGAACAGGUGAAACUUCCUCGCUGUUUGCCAGGAAAACUGCAGGAAGCGACCUUCACUUUGGUUACCCUUCCUCGGCACCUUAGUUCUCGCUCAGAAGCCUGGCCAAGCUCUGCGACGCCGGCUCGUUUCGAUCCAUACUCUGAACAGUUACGACAACGACGCCCCCAUCCCUUCCACGCGCCGCAGUGGGUGCCCCCUAUGCGUCGUGAGGAUAGUUACAGACCCAAGAGUAGUGGCAGCGAUCGGCGGCCAAGCCGCUCACCUAGUCGCCGCCGCCGAGGAUCCGAUCGAUACCCACCAGGCAGGCACGAAGUCGACAGCUACAGGCCCGUCAACGACCCAGGGCCGAGGUACACCGUAACUCAGGCUGUCCCAAGGUCGUCUAAACGCGACAGGCUGAGAGAAGCUUCGCCUCCUAGGGGCCUUUCGCCAGCUGCUGAACCUGUCGACAAGACCUACGGGCCGCCUUUGGCUCCAGCCCGCCUGCAAGAGGCACCCCGCUCGGUCGCUUUAGCUGUCGGUAAACCUCAGAUAAGCCGCCUGGCCUUGAGCGCCUUCGCAGGCCUCGGCGGCAUCCCGAUUAAGAGACUCUCACCUGUUAAAAUGGAACUUGGAGGCAUCUCCCCGGUCAAACGCGAACGCACUAGCACCCCGAUGUCGCGUACCUCACCCGUCAAAGUCACACGCGAACGCAUCGUCUCCCCUCCUCGCCCCCGGGAGCUCGACCUGCCCGCACGACCUGCCGAACGACCCGCCGGAAGACCUCGCUCGGCGAGUCCCCACAAACGCAUCGACGUGCCGGUUUCCCCCCGUGUCGACCUCAACAAGCGAGCCACGCUCGACGGUGCCCUCCUCGUUGAGGGUUGCACAGACACCUUCGACGACACUCCUAACUCCUCUGGUGACCGGCCAGGGCCCAACAUCACCGUCGAAGCAGGCCUCGCCGUCAUCAGCCAUUUGCGCCUUUCUGCGUACCCGAGAACAGGUGUGGUCCGGGUCCACAGCAUUGAAGCCCUGCGAAGCGGGGGUCCAGUUGCUGCCCUUGAAUUUCUGAGCGGAGUAAAAUCUAUGACAAGAUGCUACGACCCUGAUAAUGUCAGGGUGGCCGUCAGCACGCCCCCCACAAUGAUGAAUGGGGCCUUCAGAUGGCAAAAGGUGGUUGAGGGUGCCUUGGGAGGCGGCGCCAGCUUUCGCACCGGCUCGCAACCUCAAUAUGAGGCGGAGGGCGGCGCCAGUUUCUACUUCGUGCCAGAGAGCAAGAAAGCAUUGAUUGAUUUUUUGGAGGCAUUGCCAACCCGGCGGUUUGGUGUUGAAUGGCCCAAGAAUCCGACGGCGUACUAGGGGAGGAACAUGGAUGGGAUACAUGCCCGACGUAGGAUCUUGGUGUUUCUUUUUCUCGUGAUUCUGGCUUGUUUCUUCUGACGGUACACAAUAAUAUACGGAUUGCACCUUCCACAUAAU
Molecule: messenger RNA, 1715 nt
Organism: Fimicolochytrium jonesii
Lineage: Eukaryota; Fungi; Chytridiomycota; Chytridiomycetes; Spizellomycetales; Powellomycetaceae
Exons: 1
Coding region: 453-1595 (380 amino acids)
Source: RefSeq, a predicted model, not a curated record